UUUUUAUCUUUUGAUUUACUUUCAAUAAAUUAUUAUUUCAUGUUACAAAGUGAGUAGCGGCACUCCCAUGCGGACGGAGAGUGUCCUGCUGGUUGUAUACAUAAAGCAAGAUGAAUGAUGCUUCAACACAAAACAAAACAAUGGAGAUUAAGCUCGAGAAAUUAAACACAAUACUCAUAAAACCCUCAAAACCUACACCAUCACAUCUUCAAACUUUCAAAGUCUCAUUACUAGAUCAAGUUUGUCCUAAUAAUCAUAUCAACGGCACUUUCUUCUACCCAAAUAACAAUAACAAUAACAAUAAUCAUAACCACCAUUUUUCUGAUUUUUCCAAUAAAUCAAAAAUUCUUCAAAACUCACUUUCUCAAACAUUAUCCCAUUUUUACCCUUUCGCUGGCCAUCUACAUGACGACACCACCAUUCACUGUAACGACAACGGCGUUUUCUUCAUCGAAUCACAAACAACCACCACUCUCUCCGAAAUUCUCACCAAUCCUAAUUUCAAAACACUAGAAUGCUUCCCCCCAACCACUGAGGAGAAACAAAAUAUGCUGUUACUACUCCGAUUCACCUUGUUCAGUUGCGGUUCCACCGCAAUUACCAUCUCCAUCACACACAGGAUCGCUGACACCAACACAGUAAUCAGUUUUCUCAACACUUGGACAGCAAUCACCAGCGGAAAUGAAAUUGUUCCACUCCCUGAUUUAACCGUCGCCGCUGCUCUUUUUCCUCCGAGAGAAAUUCCCGGCAUGUCUUCUGGUUCCGUUAAAACUUCCGAUGCAAAAUUCACUACUAGAAGAUUCAUUUUCAAAGCAUCCAAAAUAGAAGAACUAAAGAUAAAAAUCAAAAACAAAUUUGAAUUUCAUCCUUCUAGGGUAGAGGUUGUUCUAGCUCUGAUUUGGAAAUGUGCUCUUUCGGCGGCAUCAACAGCAGUUUCUGGUUCCAAAACGACGUCGUUUAAGCCUUCGAUUUUGUUCCAAGCAAUGAACCUCCGUACACGGAUGUACAUACCAGAGAAUGUAGUUGGGACCUUGGCUUGGCCGUUUUGGGUGACGGUUGAAGAAGAAAGCCACGUGGCAUUAGAUGAGAUGGUGAAAAGAAUGAGGAAGGGUGUAAUGGACUUUAUAGAGAAUAAAGUAGAGAGGUUUAAAGAAGAAGGUGGGUUUAAGGUUGUGGUGGAGAAUUUGAAAGAGAGGGUUGAGAUUUUGAAAAGGAACAAUGAGAAUGAGGGUAGUUUGGUAAUUUACAACAGUUCGAGUUGGUGUAAAUUUCCAGUGCUUGAGUUUGAUUUUGGGUGGGGGAAACCUGUGUGGUGUUGUAGUGUGCAUAUUAAUUUGGGGAGCAAUUUUAUUUAUUUGAUGGAUACAAAAAAUGGUGGUGGAAUUGAAGCUUUCGUUACUCUUGUUGAAGAUGAGAUGAAAUUGUUUCAACAAAAUCAGGAGCUGCUUCACUAUGCUGUGCUUAAUCCUACAACAACUCUUAUUUCAACUUCAAAGCUAUAAUAUUUAUAAGUAUAUCCACUUAAAAACUUGAAGGCUCAAAUUAGUAAUGCGCAUCUUUUUUGAUUUGACAAAAGUAAUCUCUCUUUACUAUUUUAAAUAGUUUAAAAUGUUGGAUAGUUAAGUAAUUUUUUCAUUGUGUCCAACUGAAUUUUCUAAAUUGCCGUUUGUCUUUGUUACUUAUUUGUUUCAAGUCAUGCCUAAUUUUUCCUUCAGAAAUAUCAAAUGAUGUGUGUUUGAUGUGAAUUGUUAUGUUCGGUGGCUCCUUUUUAGUGGAACUUAGUGGCUUUAAUUCAUCUACUUCAUGGUUAACAUUCCUGGCUCCGCCACUGAUUAUAGUAUAUACCAAGUUAACUUUGAGAUUUUAUUUCUACGCAAAUUAGUAAUUAGAAUUUUCCAUUUGUUUUAUUGAUAA
Molecule: messenger RNA, 1914 nt
Organism: Trifolium pratense (red clover)
Lineage: Eukaryota; Viridiplantae; Streptophyta; Magnoliopsida; Fabales; Fabaceae
Product: BAHD acyltransferase BIA1-like
Exons: 1
Coding region: 111-1502 (463 amino acids)
Source: RefSeq, a predicted model, not a curated record